AUGGGCCGAUAUACGAGUGUGCAGACGUUCAGCGAUCAGGACGCACAGGGCGCCGCUGUGGCCUACGAUGCAACUUCUAGUGCUGCAACAACUUCUGCUACUUCUAGUGACACCAAGGACGGCAAGCUCCACGUAAACCGCGUGGAAAAUGUGUCCGGUAGCUCCGCUGGCGCUGGCAGUGGUGACUUUCACACGUACCGGGCGUCUAGGAGACGAGAGAUGGAGCGUGUGGCUGCUAUGGAGCAGCGCUACAAGGAGAACAAGGAGCAGCAGGAGUUCGAAGCGAAACGUAAACGCAAUGCGGAGGAGUUCGAGGCUAAAAUGCACAAACGUGCGGAGAAGCGGCGGCGACGCAAGGAGCGAGCCAAGGCAAGAGAUUUGGAUGGAGAAGACGAGGAAAAGACCACAGGCAAGAAGGAACAGGUCCCAGAGACGCCUGGAGGUGUGCCGGAGAUCCCCAAUGACGGCAGCUUCUUGGAGAAGAUGCUGGCUCUACAAAAGGAGAAGGAGAAAAGCGAGGAGAAAUGA
Phytophthora infestans T30-4 is the source of this 528-nucleotide messenger RNA. RefSeq lists its product as uncharacterized. Gene Ontology annotation, biological process: negative regulation of protein kinase activity. Gene Ontology annotation, cellular component: nucleolus. Gene Ontology annotation, molecular function: protein kinase binding; protein kinase inhibitor activity; double-stranded RNA binding. NCBI's taxonomy places the organism in Eukaryota, Oomycota, Peronosporomycetes, Peronosporales, Peronosporaceae. The record is from RefSeq and is a predicted model, not a curated record. The transcript is spliced from 2 exons. The coding region runs from base 1 to 528 and encodes 175 amino acids.